AAUCCGGUAUCGCUGCCCAGUCGAUACAGGCCACGCCGCUGGGUUAUAUCUAUGCUGGCUGAUAUGAUGGUCCUCUGUCUCUCUACUCUCGCGAAUACAGCUCUAUAAAACACCAUGGUAACAUGUUUGUAAUGGUCUCUCUGUACUCUCCAUGUGACAACAAAGAUGUUGGGAAAAUGACACUAUGCGUAGCCAGGAACGAUAACAGCCUUCAGACGUCUUUCAUUGACAACGCAGAAUACAAGUACUGACCACUGGUUUGGUUUACACUCGGGUGUCACACGGCGGAGUUUCUUUAUCCCAGUCCGAUUAUUUCCGACAGCUAAACAGACACAACAACAUGCGUACAAUACCCACAUGUGUAGGGCUGUUGCUAUUGACAACAUGUUGGCACGUGCAAGCCUGCACGACUCCCCCGGAUGUUGAAGAUCUCGAACCUGUUAUUGGAAUAGACCUGGGAACAACCUUCACCUGUGUGGGCGUGUUCCGAAAUGACAAGGUUGAGAUCAUCCCCGAUGAACACGGGAACAGGAUCACCCCCUCCUAUGUGGCAUUCACUCCGGAUGGGGAGACCCUGAUCGGAUACGCAGCCAGGAACCAACUGACCACCAACCCAGAGAACACCGUCUUUGACGUCAAGCGUCUGAUUGGCCGCACCUGGGAAAACCCUUCCGUGCAGCGGGACAUACAACGAUAUCCUUUCAAGGUAAUAAACGAGGACAACAAGCCGCACAUCCAAGUGAGAGUUGGGUCAGAGGACAAGGUGUUCGCUCCCGAGGAGAUCUCGGCGAUGAUGUUGUCGAAGAUGAAGGAGAUAGCAGAGACGUACCUGACCCAGAACGUCACCAAUGCUGUUGUCACCGUCCCCGCCUACUUCAAUGACGCCCAGAGGAUGGCAACCAAAGACGCCGGCACCAUCGCUGGGCUGAACAUUCUACGUCUAAUCAAUGAACCAAUUGCUGCCUCAGUAGCGUACGGCCUUGACAAGUCUGACGGUGAAAAGAAUAUCCUUGUGUUUGACUUGGGAGUGGGGACGUUUGACGUGUCAAUCGUCAUCACCGACUACGGCGUGUUUGAAGUUGUGGCCACUAAAGGAGACACACAUUUAGGUGGUCAAGACAUCGACCAGAGACUGAUGGAGUUCUUUAUCAAACAAUACAAGAAGAGGACGAGUCAGGACCUACGGGAGGACAUUGGGGCCAUCCAGAAACUGCGUCGUGAGGUGGAGAAGGCGAAGAGAGCUCUGUCCUCCCAGCAUCAGACCAGGGUGGAGAUCGAGUCACUCAUGGGCGGCCAUGAUUUCUCUGAAGUCCUCACGAGAGCCAAGCUGGAGGAACUUAACACAGACUUGUUUAAAUCAACUUUAAGUUACAUGCAGUUCGCUUUGAAUGAGGCAGAUUUGAACAGGACGGACAUCCAUGAAAUCAUAAUGGUCGGAGAAUCAACUGAGAUACCCAAGAUUCAGCAACUUGUAAAGGAGUUCUUUGACGGGAAGGAACCAAUGAGGGGCAUCAACCCAGAAGAGGUUAUAGCUUACGGAGCUGCUGUUCAGGGAGGAGUGCUGGCUGGGAAAGGCGAAAAGGCCAUCCUACUCUGCGGCUUCUGUCCCUUGAGUCUCGGCAUUGAGAUCAUCGGAGGCGUCAUGGCAAAGGUCUUCCCUCGCAACACCUUGAUCCCCAUCAGGAGGACACGGCAGUUCACAACAACACAACACGACCAAGAGGAGGUGACAAUUCGGGUCUAUGAAGGCGAGAGGAUCAUGACAAAGAACAACCAUUUCCUGGGACAAUUUGACUUAACAGGAAUCCGGCCUGCGAGAAGUGGGCUUCCUCAGAUUAAUGUAACCUUUGAAAUCGAUGUGAAUGACAUUGUGUACGUAACGGCUGAGGACAUAGGAACUGGAAACAAGAACAAAAUUGUGAUUACGUACAGUGAGGGAGACAUGCUUUCCCCUGAAUAUAUUGAGAAAAUGAUACAAGAUGCUGAAGACUUUGCUGAAGAGGACAAGGAGAUGAUGGAGAUUAUGGAAGCUGAACUCAGAAGCGGGGAUAAAUGGACGAACACGAAGGCUGUGAGAAGGAAACCUAUCAUACAAGACAAAACAGAGAACGUUUCUCAUGAUGAACUCUAACAGAGAAGUACUGGGAAUGGAGGCAUGGGGAAACUGGACGUGUGCAUAAAUGUGUGUGUGUGUGUGUGUGUGUGUGUGUGUGUGUGUGUGUGUGUGUGUGUGUGUGUGUGUGUGUGUGUGUGUGUGUGUGUGUGUGUGUGUGUGUGUGUGUGCUCCCCCAUCUUCCUGUAUAUUCAUGUCUUGUGACGUCAUAAUGGAUUCCUACAUUCCUACAGUGAUAGAGUGAUUGGAAGAAAGCUUUUAUAUGUCCCGGCCCUAUAUGUAUUUAUUGAAUGAUGCUGCCCCAGUGCUCAGUUCAGUGGACGAGUAAGAUGGGUUCCAACAUUCGGCAACAGUCCUUAGAAUAAAAAACCUAAUUCGGAUCACUUCCCUCAAUGAAUGUCCAGCCUCUCUGACUUUUUCUGAUAUCCUUGCAUUUCUGACAAUGCCAAUUGCUAUGGAAACUUUAUGUCAGUAUUUAUUUUGCAAGAAGAUCCAGAGAACUGGAAA
Messenger RNA from Haliotis rufescens (red abalone), 2620 nucleotides. RefSeq names its product endoplasmic reticulum chaperone BiP-like. Bases 341 to 2131 code for a protein of 596 amino acids. Gene Ontology annotation, cellular component: endoplasmic reticulum chaperone complex; nucleus; membrane. NCBI's taxonomy places the organism in Eukaryota, Metazoa, Mollusca, Gastropoda, Lepetellida, Haliotidae. Gene Ontology annotation, molecular function: misfolded protein binding; ATP-dependent protein folding chaperone; heat shock protein binding. The transcript has 8 exons. The record is from RefSeq and is a predicted model, not a curated record. Gene Ontology annotation, biological process: endoplasmic reticulum unfolded protein response; cellular response to unfolded protein; protein refolding.